AUGGCCGCAAAACCGUUCCUGAAGAUGGGCUUGAGGAAGACGAUUGGAUCGGGUCUAAAUACGAGAGUUUGGAGCGAAUCAUGGAUCCCGGAUCUUAGAGCUCGGCCACCAAGAGCCGCUCCGCAGAUCGGAUUCCGGGACCCGGGAAUUUUGGUAUACUCCUUCAUCCGUCAAGAUACAAAGCAAUGGGAUGUUCCCCUACUUAGAGAAUUUUUCCAACCUGAGGAUGUCUCCCUUAUCCUCGGGUUGAGACCUAGCCGUACCUGUUGCGUUGCUACAUGUCAGAACCUCACUUACCGACAUAUGGGUUCAGACAAACGUUGCCUUCGUUGUGGGGAUCCUGAGGAGUCUAUAAACCAUCUACUGUUUUUAUGUCCCCCGGCCUUACAAGUCUGGGCAUUAUCGGACUUUCCGUCCCUUCCGGGUGUCUUCCCGAGUACCUCUAUUUAUCAAAAUAUGAGUUUUCUCUUUUGGAAAACAAAAGAGCAAGACAUGACAGAUCCUCAAAAGGAUGUAUAUCCUUGGAUCCUAUGGUUUAUUUGGAAAGCAAGGAACGAGAAAAUCUUCAAUGGGAAAGAAAGUUCUCCGGAAGACACCUUGAUCCACGCGAAGGUGGAAGCAGAAAGUUGGAGAUUAGCAAACCAACCUGAAGACGAUGAUGAUGCUCACGUUGAGGCGUUGCCCCCCCCCUCCGGCCCCGAUAUCACUAUCCGAGGUACCGCAGACCCCGAUAUGCCGGAUUGA
Messenger RNA from Eutrema salsugineum, 744 nucleotides. RefSeq lists its product as uncharacterized. Bases 1 to 744 code for a protein of 247 amino acids. NCBI's taxonomy places the organism in Eukaryota, Viridiplantae, Streptophyta, Magnoliopsida, Brassicales, Brassicaceae. The record is from RefSeq and is a predicted model, not a curated record. The transcript has 2 exons.